CAAAGGUUUUACAGUCACAUCCAGGCGACCUUAAAACCGCCAAAAAUAAAGAAAGCGAUAAACAUUUACAGCCCGCUGAGCCACGACAUGAGGAGCGACUGCUCAGCCUGCCGUUCCGCAGAGCGACCAGUAGGGGACCGCCUCGAGUGGAGCCAGUAGAGCCAAAAUGGCGGACGGUUCGGGAGGAUCAUGGUGGAAGUAAACAGAUCGGCGCACAUCGGGAGUUUCUCCUCUCUUUCGCGCGCAAAAGGACAGCAGCUCUCGUGCUCGCAGGCAGCUCGUGCCCUGGGCGGAGGUGGCGGUGGCGGUGAUGUCGGGUUCCGGCAGCAGAGCAGAAUGUCUGUGGAAGCGACACAUUGCCGAGCAGCUAAAGCUGAGGGACCGUCUGCAAAGACAGGCCUUCGAGGAGAUCAUACAGCAGUAUAAUCGCCUGCUGGAAAAGUCUGAUCUACAGGCUGUUCUUUCAGAGAGACUCCAGACAGACAAGUUUGACCUUCAGAGCAGGCAGGAUCUCAGCCCUGGGGUCGACGCAGGUCGCAGCGAUGCUCUGCUCCAGGAGAUGGCCCAGAUCCGCAUCCGGCACCAGGAGGAGCUCACCGAGCUGCACAAGAAGCGAGGCGAGCUCGCCCAGAACGUGAUCCAGCUCAACAACCAGCUGCAGCAGAAGGACAAGGAGAUCCAGAGCAACGAGGCCAAGAUGCAGGAGUACCAGCAGAGGAUCGCAGAGCUUGAGGGCGAGUGUCGAGAGCUGCGCAGCUCCCUGCAGGACCUGGAGCGAGCCAAUCAGACACUGAAGGACGAGUACGAUGCCCUGCAGAUCACAUUCAGCGCCCUGGAGGAGAAGCUGCGGCGCACGACCGAAGACAACCAGGAGCUUGUCUCCCGCUGGAUGGCGGAGAAGGCGCAGGAGGCGAACCGCCUCAACGCAGAGAACGAGAAAGACUGCAGACGCAGGCAAGCCAAACUGCAAAAAGAGCUUGCAGAUGCAGCCAAGGAACCCCUGCCGCUCGAUCCGGACGACGACAUCGAGGUUCUCCCGGAGGAAGCGCCCGAGACCCCUGCUGAGAGCUCCCCUGGCCGAAUGGUCAGCCGCACCCCCAGCAAGCGUGCAUCACAGCCCCCCCCUGCAGGACUGCUGGACUCCAUUUCCAGUAUCUUUGGUAGGCGCCGCUCUGUGAACAGCUCCCCUGACAGCACAGAGACAAACACUGGUGUCUGUGUUGAGGUGCGUGUUCCAUCCACGGCUCUGCACGUCUUUGAUGCCCACGACGGUGAGGUGAAUGCAGUUCGCUUCAGUCCAGGUUCUCGCCUCCUAGCGACAGGUGGCAUGGAUCGCAGAGUGAAGCUCUGGGAGGUGGUCUCAGGGCGCUGUGAACUCAAGGGGGCGCUAACAGGCAGCAACGCUGGGAUUACCAGCAUUGAGUUUGACAGUGCAGGCUCCUACUUACUCGCUGCCUCUAAUGACUUUGCCAGCAGGAUCUGGACUGUGGAUGAUUAUCGUCUGCGGCACACGCUCACGGGUCACAGCGGGAAGGUGCUCUCUGCUCGCUUCCUGCUGGACAACGCGCGCAUUGUGUCCGGGAGCUAUGACCGCACUCUUAAGCUGUGGGACCUGCGCAGUAAAGUCUGUAUGAAGACGGUGUUUGCAGGAUCCAGCUGUAAUGAUAUUGUAUGCACUGAGCAAUGUGUCAUGAGUGGCCACUUUGAUAAGAAAGUACGAUUUUGGGACAUCAGGUCGGAGAGCAUCGUUCGGGAGUUAGAGCUUCUGGGCCGCGUCACAUCGCUUGACCUGAACCACGACCGAACAGAACUGCUCACCUGUUCCCGUGACGACAUAGUGAAGAUCAUUGAUCUGCGUAGCAACGCUAUGCGCCAGACCUUCAGUGCACAGGGGUUCAAGUGUGGCUCAGACUGGACAAGGGUGACCUUCAGUCCUGACGGCGGGUAUGUGGCGGCGGGAUCAGCAGACGGGACCUUGUACGUGUGGAACGUGCUGAGCGGGAAGGUGGAGCGAACCCUGGACAAACACCACAGCUCUGCUAUCAACGCAGUGUCCUGGUCACCAUCAGGGAGCCACGUGGUCAGUGUGGAGAAGGGCAGCAAGGUGGUACUCUGGUCUGACAUGUGAUCGCCCUGCUGCUUCCUCAUUGGUCAGCCCAAGAUGGAUGGCGGAACGGUCUGAUGGACGGACCGCCCUCUCGUGCUGGAGAGACACUGUGGAGACUUCCCCUUCUGGGGGACUGUGGGCUGUGACCUCUGCUGCUUACAGCCAUCUACGUGCACUUAAUGUUCACUUUGUCCAUAUAUCACUAUAAACACAGAUACUGUCUCACCGUGCUGAACGAGUUCCUAAUGAGUGUGUGUGUGUUGCAUGCGGUGGUGGGGAGCCGGUCAGUCGGCCUGCGUCCCCCUCUCUGGAAGACGGGGGUUUGAGUGCGCUGCCCUGGAAGCAUCAUCCUACCAGGCUUGUCACGGUGGUGCGGAGGCAAGUGUGGUGGUGGGCGGAGCUGCAGGCGCUCUCAGUGCUUGCAACGCACACCUUCACCGCAGCUGAAGUCCCAGAAGCCUCGAGGACCGCUGUGUCACACGUCUGUGUGAAGCGCAGGGUGUCCCUUGGAUUGAGGCGUGUUUGCACAGCACUUGUUGGGGUAACUUCCGACUCUGGGGGUGCCGUUGAGCCAGAGGAACUCUGAGCUUAUUUAACUGUAAAUAUUGAUAUUAUAAUAAUAAAAGGCAGAUCUCCUGCAGAA
Molecule: messenger RNA, 2750 nt
Organism: Scleropages formosus (Asian bonytongue)
Lineage: Eukaryota; Metazoa; Chordata; Actinopteri; Osteoglossiformes; Osteoglossidae
Product: autophagy-related protein 16-1-like
Exons: 19
Coding region: 311-2128 (605 amino acids)
Biological process (GO): autophagosome assembly
Cellular component (GO): phagophore assembly site membrane; autophagosome membrane; Atg12-Atg5-Atg16 complex
Molecular function (GO): protein-membrane adaptor activity; protein binding
Source: RefSeq, a predicted model, not a curated record